GAAGAAGAAGAAAAACGACGCCGGCAUCCCACUAACCCACAUUCCCCUGCAGUCCGAAGGACAGGAGGUUGUAAAAGGACGUGCAGAUUUCAGUUAAACCCUUAAGGACACAAAAAAAUGGUAACAACUGGCGUGUAUUUGUGAUCGUGCUUUAAAAUGACAGGUGACUUUAAUAUCCGUGUAAUGAAACUGCAUCAUACUUGCAUAUGGUGGCAGACAUAAGCGAAGGUCUGAAUGUGUUUUACUGUAAUGCUGUACGUGUCCAUCCGGACCUUAUAGCACCGGUAACGGGGUGGAUACCGUUCCAUCAUGGCGCACAAAUACCAGGUGAAGUCUAACAUGAAGAGCAUGGAGCGGGAACUCCAGUGCCCAGUGUGUAAGGACAUUGUGAAGCAGCCGGUGGUUCUGCCUUGCCAGCACAGCGUCUGUUUGCUGUGUGCAUCCGAGGUGCUGGUCCAGAGCGGAUAUCCUCAGCCUGAGCUGCCCCCGGAGCCCCAUUCUCCUGCUUCCACACCAAACACACGCUCACCACGCCAGGCCCACCGGUUUGUAGAUCGCCCGUUGCGUCCCGGUUUUGGGACAUAUCCAGGGCGCAGGCGUAAGGAGGGCUUGACCCAGAUCAUGCUCUUCCCUUGUGUGCCCUGUGGUCGAGAUGUGGAACUGGGAGAGAGAGGACUGGUGGACUGUUUGAGGAACCUCACACUGGAGCGCAUAGUGGAAAGGUACAGGCACACAGUAAGUCUGGGUAGUGUGGCUGUGAUGUGUCAGUUCUGUAAGACUCCUCAGACUUUGGAGGCCACUAAAGGCUGUGCUGACUGCAGGGCGAAUUUCUGUAAUGAGUGCUUUAAGCUCUACCACCCAUGGGGUACUCCACGUGCUCAGCAUGAACAUGUACAGCCCACGCUCAACUUCAGACCCAAGGUGUUGACAUGUACAGAGCAUGACCAGGAAAAGUUACAGUUCUACUGUAAAACAUGUCAGAGGCUCCUCUGCUCCCUCUGUAAGCUGCGUCGUGCUCAUGCAGGCCAUAAAAUUGCCCCUGUCAGCCAGGCAUACCAGGCACUCAAGGAAAAAAUCAGCAAGGAGUUAAACUACAUUCUGUCCAAUCAGGCUAUGGUACUGACUCAAAUCACACAGCUGGAGAAUGCCAUCACCCAGACUGAGGUGAACAGUGUUGCAGCCCGGGAACAGCUCUCUCAGUGUGUGAGGGAGAUGAUAGCUCUGCUUUCGGAGCGGCAAGUCAUCCUGGCUCAGGCCCUGGAAAACUCGCGCCAGAGGCGGAGCGAGGCUUUAGCCAGUCAGGUAGCAGAGAGGCGCAGCUUACUGGAACAUGCUGGCCUAAUGGCAUUUACCCAGGAGCUGCUGAAAGAGACAGAUCCAGCCUGCUUCGUACAUGCAGCCAGGCAUACAUAUAACAGGCUGGCCCAGUCAAUUCAUUCACUGCAGAGUUUCUCUCUCUCUGCUGAUCCUUCAUUUCGACACUUUCAACUGGACAUCUCCAGAGAGCUUAAACUUCUUACUGACCUAAACUUUAUUCAAGCUCCUUUAGCCCCCGUGAUUGACACCCAGCACACUCUGGCCUACGAUCAGCUUUUCCUGUGCUGGCGACUGCCGCAGGAGUCCUCCCCGUCCUGGCAUUUCUCUGUGGAGUACCGUCGCCGGGGUGUGGUGCCAGGGGGUGGGACAAGAGCUGGCCUCCGUGGGGGUUUGGCUGGAGCCCGCUGGGGCUGGCAGAGAUUAGACGAGGUCACUGGAUCCAGCGCAGUUAUCACCAGCUUGGAGAUGGACAGCGUGUACGUGCUCAGAGUGAGGGGCUGCAAUAAAGCCGGCUUUGGAGAAUACAGUGAAGAAGUGUACUUACACACUCCCCCAGCUCCAGUACUAAAUUUCUAUUUGGACUCACGUUGGGGUCUACAUGCUGAUAGACUAGUGGUGAGUAAAGAGCAGCGCUGUGCCCGCAGUGUGCCAGGCCUCUCUCUUCUGCAGGCAGCUGACCGAGCCCUAACUUCCUGUCAUCUGACCGCUGACCUGCUGGUGGGUGACGUGGCUGUCACCCAGGGUCGUCACUACUGGGCAUGCUCAGUGGAGCCUGGAUCAUACUUAGUUAAGGUUGGUGUUGGUCUGGAGUCAAAGCUUCAGGAAUGGUUCCAUCUGCCACAAGACAUGGCCAGCCCACGGUAUGACCCAGACAGUGGCCAUGACAGUGGGGCAGAAGAUUCUUCAGACUCUCUGCCCCCUUUCACUUUCCUCACAAUGGGCAUGGGUAAGAUCUACCUACCCGCCUCUGCUAAUGCCCACCAUGGGACUGUCAAUCACAGGGACAUCUCCAAUGGCAACAGCCCGUCCUCGCCGGCUGGCGUCACUUAUCCACUCCCUCCCAGGCUGGGGGUGUGUCUGGAUGUCGAGAAGAGCCGUGUCACCUUUUAUGAUGCUCAUUCUCUCCGCCCACUCUGGGAGGGUCCAGUUGACUGCUCUGCUCCCGUCUGUCCCGCCUUUUGCUUCAUUGGAGGAGGGGCUCUGCAGCUACAGGAGCUGGUGGUGAAUCGCAACGCGGACCAGACACCCGUCAGAAGAGUCACCAUCCAAUCCCGGGUCACUAAAAUGAGUUGAGGUAGUUAACUGGGUGACAUCUCAGUAACUCCAGGCUAUCUUAAUAAUGUUGUUUUUAUAUUUCAUAUUUACAAAUGAAUCAUUUUUAAUUGCACUGAAUAUGCAAUUCAGAUCAACUUUAUUAUUAUUAUUAUUAUUAUUAUUAUUAUUAUUAUUUGCUAGUUUUACACUAUUUUUGAUAGGGCUUUAUUGCUUUACACAGCUUGUGAAUUAAUGUAAAAAAAAAAAUCAUGAAAUGACUCUUGUGGCCUAUAACUUCUUUAUCUGUAUGUAACUAUAGCUGUAAAUAGAAUUUCUUUCCUCUACUCUUUAGUACACCUCAAGGGUUUUGAUAAUAAUUUCUCUCUGGUGUAAUCAAAAAUGAUUUCUAGCUUUAAUCUUGUUACACAACUCACAUACCGGGCCUGAGUGUUAGAUGUACAUCCAUCAUUCCAGUGACUCGAAAAACCAAAGUCAGUUUUGUUCUCUUCAUUUUCAAUUCCGUUGCCAGCUGAUCUUUGGUGUUGUCUACAGAACCAGCAGAGUUGAUGCGUAUCUACUAUCAGAAUGUACAGAUUACAUACGGCUAAUACACUGAAUGAGAUAUUUAGGUACAUAGAAGAAGAACAUAGGCUGUAAAUAUAAACCAGCUACAUAAAACUUGUUACUGUCAAAGUUCAUUGAGAUGCUUAGUUUAAUUUGCUGUGUAGAAAGACCUUUAUUUCUUUUCAGUGACAAGAAUGGAGUAGUAGCAUUCUGGUUACAGAGUUAAUGCUGAACAUUCUAUUGCUUUACUAAAGAAAUAUGUAAGAGACAUAUGUAUGAGAGUAUAAUGUGAGUAUGCUACCUCAUCCUCAUUAUGUAGAUGAGGAAAGGUGUGUGUGUGUGUGUGUGUGUGUGUGUGUGUGUGUGUGUGUGUGUGUGUGUGCAUAUAACCUCAUACUUUUAUGCAAUUUCUAGCUUGUAGAUCAUAUUUUUAACAGAAAGACAGUGGGCUUGAUUUUGCUGUACU
Molecule: messenger RNA, 3601 nt
Organism: Tachysurus vachellii
Lineage: Eukaryota; Metazoa; Chordata; Actinopteri; Siluriformes; Bagridae
Gene: trim46b
Product: tripartite motif containing 46b
Exons: 12
Coding region: 310-2610 (766 amino acids)
Molecular function (GO): zinc ion binding; protein binding
Source: RefSeq, a predicted model, not a curated record